Messenger RNA from Ostreobium quekettii, 218 nucleotides. NCBI's taxonomy places the organism in Eukaryota, Viridiplantae, Chlorophyta, Ulvophyceae, Bryopsidales, Ostreobiaceae. The record is from the annotation of a GenBank genome assembly.
AUGGCGGCCUCGGCGCUGACUGUGGGCCUUGCUGCCGCUCUGGACGCUCGACGCGCGGAGGCCGUGCAGGGUUACACUGCUGGCAGGAUUCCGGGUGUGUCCGCAUCGCCAGAUGCCCAGGGUUUCUACACUUAUAAGAGGCCGCCAGGCAAAUCUGGAGGGCAUGGCGUGGGCUGGAGCGAGAUUCCACCGUACACAUUCAAGAUCCCAGAGGGCUG